This is a messenger RNA of Centruroides sculpturatus (bark scorpion), 4978 nucleotides long. RefSeq names its product multidrug resistance-associated protein 4-like. Lineage: Eukaryota; Metazoa; Arthropoda; Arachnida; Scorpiones; Buthidae. Gene Ontology annotation, molecular function: ATP hydrolysis activity; ABC-type transporter activity; ATP binding. The record is from RefSeq and is a predicted model, not a curated record. Gene Ontology annotation, cellular component: membrane. The transcript has 28 exons. Bases 537 to 4418 code for a protein of 1293 amino acids. Gene Ontology annotation, biological process: transmembrane transport.
UUCGCCAUUAUAGAACCAAAGUGUAAAGAUUCGAAUUCAGAGUUUCAGUAUGUUUAUAUCAUUGUCCCCUAACAUCACAUCGUAGCUAUACUUUAGUUAAAUAACUGUCAACUUUAACACCUGGGAGCAAAACGUCUGUUAAGUUCUCAGGCCUGACAACGACGCUUUCUCAUCACCUCUCGACCUAAUAUCUCGAUUUCGUCGGUUCCAAAUAUAGAACAAAAGAACACAGUGAGGGAUUUUUUUACCAGUCCCUCGAUCGGACCACUCAAAUUUUUCCUGUGUUAAAAUAUACGGAUAACCUGUGCUCCUUUGGAUACCUUAUCGCAUAAUAUCUAGUUAACUCAGAACUGUGCUAACAGGAACUGUCAUUCAGAACUGUCUUCCUUUCUUUCCAACCGGCUUGCAGCAGAUCAAGAUUUCAUACAAGGUUGCGUUAGGUCAAUAAUAGCCUUCUCUUAUAUCCAACAUCUACGGACAGCCACAUAAGAAGCCUCCAUUUUCCUAACGGUGCUUCCGUCGUAGUUUCUACCAAAAUGUGUAUAUAUAGCCGGAAUAAUUACAUGGAUCCUAACUGGCUUUUUCCUAUAAUAAACAAAGGAAGAAAACAAAUUUUGAAAGAAGAAGAUUUACAUGAAGCCUCACAAUAUCAUACCUCAGAGUAUCUUGGGGAUCUACUUCAAAAAGAAUGGAAAAAGGAAUUGCAGAAGAAAAAUCCGAGCAUACUGAAAGCUGCUUUACAUUUUGUUGGUUGGAAAUACUUGAUUGUAAUACUACUUGUAUUAAUUCAGGAAACAGCUGUAGUUGCAGGUCAAGCAUAUUUUGUAGGAUUAACAGUACGUUAUUUUGAAAACAGACAAGAAUGGAAUCACUACAACGUUUAUGUUACAAUUGCAGGAUUCUUUACUGUUACUGCGAUUUAUUUGUUUACGUAUAAUAUUAAUCUCUUUAUGACAGAAUAUUAUGCAAUGAAACUGAAGGUAGCUUUCUGCACUCUUACUUACAGAAAGGCAAUUAGGUUAAGUUCUUCUUCUCUGGAAAAAUCAAAUAUGGGACAAAUGGUAAAUCUCCUAGCAAACGACAUCAGCAAAUUCCAGAACAGAAUUUUCUCCAUUGCACUUUUAUUUACAUCGCCUUUCUUCAUCAUUUUUUCGAUACUGACGUUAUGGCCAUAUUAUGGAUGGACUAUAUUAAUGGGAUUUUUGGUAGUAUUUCUCUUCCUUCCUAUCCAAUUUGCUUUGAGUAAACUAUAUUCAAAAUUAAGAUUACAAGCAGCUAUUUUGGCAGACGAAAGAUUGAAUUUGUUGAACGAAAUGAUUGCUGAUAUGAGAUUAAUUAAAAUGUACACCUGGGAAUUGCCAUAUGCUGCAUUAAUAGAAAAAAUCAGGCUGAAAGAAAUGAAAACAAUUCGAAUGAUUUUAUAUGUAAGCGGAAUAUCAAGUAUAUUGUCGUAUCCUAUAACAAAAUUAUUUACUCUUCUGUCAUUUGUCACAAUUAUAUUAAAUGGAGGAGAAUUAAAUGCCAAAAUUGUGUUCGUCACAAUGGUUUAUUCCGUGUACAUUUUCAUUAGCAUUAUUAAUCUAUUUUCUAUUGCAAUGAGUUUCGUUUCAGAUAUAUUGGUUUCAUUGAAGAGGAUACAGGGUUUCCUACUCCUUCAUGAAAAAGAGAAUAAUGCUGCCAAAACGGUAGAAGAAGAAGAUAAUUUAAAGGAAAUACGCAUGGAUACUGUCACAGCUGCAUGGGAAAAAGGAACCGAAACAACGUUGAAUGGGAUAUCUUUAAAUAUACAACCUGGAGAAUUAUUACUUGUUGUUGGUCAAGUUGGAUCAGGAAAGACAUCUCUAUUAAUGUCCAUGUUGGGAGAGAUUCCAAUUACUUCUGGUGAAGUGUCUCUGAAAGGAAAGAUCUCGUAUGCUUCUCAAGAAGCUUGGGUAUUCAACGCAACUGUAAAAGAAAAUAUCUUGUUCGGAGAAGAAUAUCACGAAGAAAAAUAUAAAAAAAUCUUGCAUAUCACUGCGUUAGAAAAGGAUAUUAGAUUAUUUCCUAAAGGAGAUCAGACAAUUGUAGGAGAACGAGGUGUAAUUAUGAGCGGUGGGCAGAAGGCAAGAAUUAAUCUAGCAAGAGCCCUAUAUGUGGAUGCCGAUAUUUUCCUCCUGGAUGAUCCACUGAGUGCCGUUGAUGUUCCAGUAGCAAAACAUAUAUUCGAAAAAUGUAUAAUGGAAUAUCUGAAGGACAAGAUUUGCGUUCUCGUUACGCAUCAAAUACAAUUUCUAAAUUCUGCGAGUAAAAUUUUAGUGUUAAAUAAGGGAAGAUGUGAAUUUGUUGGAAAUUUCAAUGCAUUGGAACAUUUAGAAAUGCUUACAGGAAUUUUGCCAAAGAAAGAAGUCGCUAAAAACAGCAUGGAUUUAGAGACUGCGGUUUUCAAUGAUGAGGAAAUAAUCGGAAUCACUCAAUCUGAAGUAAAUAAUCACAUUGCAAACAAUCACCAUGGCAAUGCGGAAGCUGAUAAUAAAAUACCACACAACAAUGAAAAAGUUAAGAAACCGGAAAUUUCAGUGUAUAAAGCAUACGUAAAUGCCGGAGCAGGACUUUACUUCAAGAUCGUUAUUUUGUCUAUGGUAAUAAUAUCGCUAUCCGUUACAAGUGCCAGCGACUACUGGCUACUCAAAUGGCUGCAAAAUAUUAGAAUCGAUAGCCAAAACGAAGAAAAUCUCGAAAAUAUGACAUCUAAUAGAAGCCUUUUUAACGAAAUUAAAAACAAAAAUUUUUACCAUAGUAAAUAUUUCGACAUGUAUGUUUACAUAGGAUUAAUAUGUGCUGUAUUUCUUACGUGGUUACCUUCCGGAUUAUUGUUAUAUAAAUUCUUGACAAUUGCUUCUUUUAAGCUUCACAACAAUAUGUUUCGUUGUAUCAUUCGAACUCCGAUAGCAUUUUUGGAUAACAAUCCCGUUGGAAAAAUCUUAAAUCGAUUUUCUAAAGAUGUUAGUAGUAUGGAUGAGAUGAUUCCUUCCUUUACUUAUUUAUGUAUAAGGGGAGGCUUAAUUCUUGUUUGCACGUGUAUUGUUCAAGCUAUUGUCUAUCCUUAUCUACUUGUAUUAAUUGCUGUCCUUUCAGUAAUACUCUACGCUUUCUGGACAAUUUUCAGCCGAGUGUUGAAAAGCAUAAAACAUCUGGAAGGAAAGUUGAGAAGUCCAGUAUUUUCUCAUUUGAGUGUAUCUCUUUACGGACUAACAACAAUUAGAGCAUUUAAUGCUGACAGCAAAUUUAAAUCUAUGUUUAAUAAGUAUCAGGAUAAGCACACUGCAACGUGGUUUAUUUACUUGGCUUUAAUUCGAUGGCUUUCCAUAUACGGUAGCAUAAUUUGUUUCAUAAAUCUAAUUAUCACCGUUAUUGUUUUUGGUGUCUCAAAUAAUGCAGAUGACGCAGGAAGCCAAAUUGGACUUAUAUUGAAUUAUGGAAUACUAAUAAAUUUGUAUGUUCAACAUGUUAUCGGAUGUGCAUCCGAAAUGGAAUUUCAGAUGAACUCUGUAAAACGCAUUCUGAAAUACAGCAAUUUGAAAUCGGAAGCAUCCUAUGAAAGUUUGCCUAAUCAACGGCCUCCCUCUGAUUGGCCAGAAAAAGGAGAAAUUCAUUUCGAUAAUGUCUCUUUGCAAUACACCAAGGAUGAAAAUAUUGUGUUAAAGAACUUAACAUUUCAUAUUCACUCUGGAGAAAAGAUAGGAAUUGUUGGGAGAACAGGAGCAGGAAAGAGUUCUAUAAUUGCUGCGUUAUUUCGCAUGACAGAGCCUACAGGAACGAUAACCAUCGAUGGUGUUGAUAUUAAAGAUAUUGGACUUCGAGAUCUUCGUAGUAAAAUAUCCAUCAUUCCUCAAGAUCCUAUGUUAUUUACCGGUCCCCUUCGAAGAAACAUGGAUCCUUUUAAUGAAUAUUCUGAAGAAAUGCUGUGGAAAGCCAUAGAGGAGGUACAAUUGAAAGAAGUUAUUAGUAAAUUACCUGGAGGAUUAGAUUCGCAUUUAACAGAAGGAGGGCGAAAUAUCAGCGUGGGAGAAAGACAAUUAAUUUGUCUUGCCAGAACCAUUCUACGCCAGAAUAAAAUUCUCGUCCUGGACGAAGCAACGUCCAAUAUUGAUAAAAGAACCGAUUCCUGUCUACAGAAAAUAAUUCGAGAAAAAUUCAAAUCUUGUACGGUGUUGACAAUAGCCCACAGAUUACAUACAAUUAUCGAUUCGGAUAGAGUUCUGGUAUUAGAUACAGGGAGAGUACAAGACUUUGACUCGCCGUAUGCAUUACUGAAGAACGUAAAUGGCAUAUUUUAUAAUUUGGUACAGAAGACGGGAGUAACUUCGAUGAAUGAAUUAUACGAAAUUGCCAAAGUUAAAUAUUAUGCAAAAGAGAGGGUCGAGCAGACAAAACUAUAAAAGAGUGAAUUUUGUUAUAUGGAUAGACUAUGUGGAUCUGGUGUUAUGGAUUUUUUAUUUAAUUUAGUUUUUAGAGUGGUAUUUCUGCACAUCACAUAACACAUAUAAUUAUUAAAAUCUGAACAUUUGUUUGUAUAUGCAAGUUUCACGGUUCAAUUUAUACAUGCUGAUCUUUUAUUGAGAUGCCAUCAGCAGUUUUUGAGAUAAUAUAGGCCUAAUGAGUAAUGUUUACAAUGGUUUAAUUUCAGGAAAGAAGUAAAUUUUAUUGUAUUAAACAACAGAAAAAGAUUUAACUGAAAUAAUUAAACAAAAAUUUUGUGUACUACUUUAAUCAGACCAAUCUUAGUCAAGAAUAUAAUUCCAAUUGUAAGUAUGUAUUCUUGAAAACUUUAGUUUACGGUAAUAAUUAAAAGAAUUAUAUGAUUCAAAAUGUUUCUGCAUUUGUAUUAUCUUCUUUCGUGUGUUUAAUAUUCAAUCGAUGUGUUAUUAAAAACUGGUAUAGAAAUACAUUGUAUCCCGUUUUGUUUAAGAAGAGAAAUAAAAAAUUUUCAGGAUUGCAA